UUUUCGCCACCGCCAUCAUAGCUAUAAGCCUAUAAUUCCAAGUUCCUGAUAAAUUUCACUAAUCGAUCCCUGUUCCCCCCCCUCCCCCCAAAAAAAAAAUUCCCCUAAAAAUGCAGCUACAGAUUUUUGUCCGAUCCCCGACUCACCGAACCCUAACUGUAAACCUAGAAUCCACACAAACCCUGACCCUUCGCCACCUCAAAUCCUCUCUCCUUCCGAAUCCGCAAUCCAUCUCCUCCUUCUACUUUGCCCUCAAUGGAAAACCCCUCUCGGAUUCCACCCUUCUCCCGAAUCCUGAAAUUACCCAUCUUUCCACCCUUUCUCUUCUCCCCCGCAUCUCUGGAGGCGGAGGCGAUGGCGGCGCCACUGGAGCCGAGUCCCGCGACUGUUAUCUUAAGAUGUACGCGGAAAAGAAGCCCGAUAAAAUCGAUCUUAAUGAGAAAAGGCUUGGUAAGUGGCUCAAUUGUGCCUUAUCUUAUGAACCUUUGAGAGAACCUUGCGUGAUUGAUAAAUUAGGGAAUAUUUUCAAUAAGGAAGCACUUGUUGAAGCGAUGUUGGGUAAGAAAUUGCCCAAAGAGUUUAGGCAUAUAAAGGGUUUGAAAGAUAUGAUUAAUAUUAAGUUGUCGAUGAUUCCCGGGGAGAAAUCAGAUGCAGUUGAUGGUGCCAAGUUUCAGUGCCCGAUAACAGGGCUUGAAUUCAAUGGGAAGUAUAAGUUUUUUGCGUUGAAGAAUUGUGGUCAUAUUGUUAGUGCUAAGGCUUUGAAGGAGGUUAAGUCAUCAGCUUGUUUGGUUUGUCACGAGGAGUUUGUGGAGUCUGAUAAGAUGGUGAUUAAUGGAAGUGAGGAGGAGGUGGUGGCAUUGAGGGAGAGGAUGGAGGAAGAGAAAGCUAAAACCACCAUGGAGAAGAAGAAGAAAAGGGGUAUUGAUGUUGUGGAUGGGAAGGAUUGUGGUAAAUUGGAAGGGAAUGGAAAACUUGACAAUGGAAAGAAAUUGAGUAAUGGUGGGGUGAAGAAGUUUAGAGCCUUGGAUGUGGCACCGGCAAAUGCUACCAAGGAAGUUUAUGCUUCCAUAUUUACUUCUUCGAAGAAGACAGAUUUUAAGGAAACUUAUAUGUGUAGAUCACUCCCACUCGGUCGAAAUUGAUGAGAUGAGAUUGAUUCAUCGCAAGGUGUGAUGUGGGUAAGAAGAAAAACAACAGUAAUCAAAAGAAAUAAGGCUAAACAACUUGUGGCCCACAUUACAUCAUCACUUCUUUACUGAAUCAGAUUUGAAUUGCACUUUCCUUAUUUUCUGAAGCAGAAUUGAGUUGUACUUGUUUAAACCUAGAAAUCUGGUAAAUAUGUAAUUUCAAUAGUGAAUGACUAUUAAUAUGCUUUAUUAA
This is a messenger RNA of Hibiscus syriacus, 1380 nucleotides long. Its product is annotated as replication termination factor 2-like. Gene Ontology annotation, biological process: mitotic DNA replication termination; site-specific DNA replication termination at RTS1 barrier. Gene Ontology annotation, molecular function: protein binding. The record is from RefSeq and is a predicted model, not a curated record. Gene Ontology annotation, cellular component: nucleus. Bases 111 to 1142 code for a protein of 343 amino acids. Lineage: Eukaryota; Viridiplantae; Streptophyta; Magnoliopsida; Malvales; Malvaceae. The transcript has a single exon.